Messenger RNA from Blumeria graminis f. sp. triticale, 792 nucleotides. Lineage: Eukaryota; Fungi; Ascomycota; Leotiomycetes; Helotiales; Erysiphaceae. The record is from the annotation of a GenBank genome assembly.
AUGCACUGCCAAUUCUUGGUAAUAUCUUCACUCUGGAUAUUCGGAAGGGGAGAUACUUAUCAAUUUGACAUCAUCAAACCAUUUGAAGUAGGCAGUAUCAAUCAUUAUCUCCGUUUUGAGGGGUCGCCGAAAAAGUCAUAUCAGGUUCCAGAGGGCGUUACAGACGAGGAACUGCGGAAAACAUCGAAGAAUCAUAUUAUUCAUAAAUUUUGCGGCAAAAGAAAGGAAAAUCUCUUUUUCCUCGAGAAGCACUUUGUUGUAAAUUCUCGUCGCAAAAAUGACAUGGAAAUAGACUCUGCAGACCAAGAUCUGUUUUAUAAGGAGUGUCAUAAGAAAAUUGACCAAUACAAUAUCGCAAACACCCCUAUCAAGAUUUCUGAUAUUAACGAAAGGAAGCUCUCUCCUUGCACGGUCAAAAUACUCAUCCAAGAAAUCUCCUACCGUCAUGCGAAAGCUCAUGGCCCUUACGGAAAACACAGUCACCAAGCAUAUGCCAAGAUCUCACUUGAUUGGGACAGACUUAUUCCCUUUCAUGAGCUAUUAGAUUCAAAAUUUCCUUUGAUGACUAUGAAAAGACCGGGACAGCUUACACAUCUUGUAUAUAUCGCCGGAUUUCUCAAGCUUGUAGUUCAAAAACCUGCCAAAGAAGAUUAUACGAUCACACCGGCUCUUGGAAAUAUACCUGGAAACGAAAUAUACGAGUUUUUGUAUAAUUCUAGUAAACACAAAAAAAUGUCGCCGCAUAAAGUUCGUGUACAAGGCAACCAAGAUUACCAUAGAAAUAGGGCGUAA